AUGGAUACCAAAUCCGUUACUUUCAAGAAGUUGAUGAACAAUGGGUUAAACUGGGAUGCGAAGUCCGGGUAUCAUGUGGCUCUUCGUCAGUGUGAGGAGAACAGCGGUGAUGGUGUGGGUGCUUCAAAUUCGAAGCCUCAACAUGGUUUUUGGAAGGUUAUUUGGAAGUUGGGGUGCCCAAUAAAGUGA
Molecule: messenger RNA, 189 nt
Organism: Prunus armeniaca (apricot)
Lineage: Eukaryota; Viridiplantae; Streptophyta; Magnoliopsida; Rosales; Rosaceae
Source: the annotation of a GenBank genome assembly